AAAACAAGGGGGGUAGUGGUGGCUGUUAGCUGUGUGACAAUUAUAACAACUUUGUGAUUGUGGGGAAGUUUUCAUAGCUAAAAUAAUAUCCCAUUUAUAUGUAAUUCUGUACUUAUUUGAAUUCAUUGUCGUGGUUGUGCAGCAUCACAUGAAAGAUGUAAAAGUUUUUUUCCAAGUGAGUUUCCAUAAGGGAUUUAAAUAAAGUUUGGAUUAUCAUUCUUUGCGUUGCGUUUCCAUGAAAUCGUGUGGAGUGUCGCUAGUUACCGCUGCUGGGGCUUCUACUGCUUUCGGUGAUGAGGAAAAGAAAAUGGCGGCGGGAAAAGCGAGUGAAACCGAGGAGGAUUUUACGAGUCUGACAGCUGAGGAAAGGGACAGCUUAACGGGCUUUGACAGCCGACUAUUUGGAUUUCUGGGUCUUCAUGAAGAUGGCGCCAGAACGAGGGCCUUGCUGUCAAAGAGUGUUCGCUGCUAUGAGUCGUUAAUAUUAAAAGCGGAAGGAAAAGUUGAUCCAGAGUUGUUUUGUCAACUAGGCCACUUUAACCUCUUGUUAGAGGAUUAUCAGAAAGCAUUGUCUGCAUACCAGAGGUACUACAGUUUACAAUCCGAUUACUGGAAGAAUAUUGCCUUUUUAUAUGGCCUUGGGUUGGUCUAUUUCCAUUACAAUGCAUUUCAGUGCAUUUCCAGUUGGCUUUAAUAGACUCCAAUUCCUGCACUUUGUCCAAAGCUGAAAUUAAGUUUCACAUUGCCCACCUGUAUGAAGUCCAGCGAAAGUAUCACACUGCAAAAGAAGCUUAUGAACAACUCCUGCAGACAGAAAAUCUUCCUGCACAAGUUAAAGCAACUGUUCUACAGCAGUUGGGUUGGAUGCAUCAUACAGUGGAACAACUGGGAGAGAAAACCACCAAGGAAAACUACGCUAUUCAGUGUCUGCUUAAGUCAUUAGAAGCUGAUCCCAACUCUGGCCAGUCAUGGUAUUUUCUUGGCAGGUGCUAUUCCAGUAUUGGAAAAGUACAGGAUGCCUUUAUAUCUUAUCGACAUUCUAUUGAUAAAUCAGAAGCAAGUGCAGACACAUGGUGUUCAAUAGGUGUGUUGUACCAGCAGCAGAAUCAGCCAAUGGACGCUUUACAGGCUUACAUUUGUGCUGUGCAGUUGGAUCAUGGCCAUGCUGCAGCUUGGAUGGACUUGGGCACACUGUAUGAGUCUUGUAACCAGCCUCAGGAUGCCAUUAAAUGCUACAUAAAUGCAGCUAGGGGCAAAAACUGUAACAAUACCUCUGCACUUACAGCUCGGAUAAAGUAUUUACAGGCUCAGUUGUGUAACCUUCCACAAGGUAGUCUACAGAGUAAAACUAAAUUGCUUCCUAGUAUUGAGGAGGCAUGGAGCCUACCAAUCCCCGCAGAACUUACCUCCAGGCAGGGUGCCAUGAACUCAGCACAGCAGGCUUGUAAACCUCAUCAUCACAAUAAUGAGCCUGUAGGAGGUCUUUCUCAAACACAUUCUUCACAGCAACCCUUGUCAGCACAUACAGUUCCUUCAAACCAAGUGGAUGACCUGUCCAGUCCAGCCAAGAAGAAAAGAACAUCUAGUCCUACUAAGAAUACUGCAGAAGCAUGGGGAGGAGGACAUACUGUGCCACAACAUCCAACACAUAUUUCUUCGUGGUAUUUGCCACCACCAAAAUUGCAGAUGUUGGAGCACUUGCGAGCUAACAGAAAUAACCUGAACCCUGUGCAGAAGCAGACACUAGAGCAACUGGAGGGGCAGCUUGUGUUGAUGCAAAAUCAGCAGUUGAGGCAAACAGCAGUUGCACAGGUACGAUCUGGAGUUCCUAAUGGGCCAACAGUUGACUCGCCACUGCCUACAAAUUCUCUCUCUGGUCAGCAACCUCAAGUUGCUUUAUCCAGAGUGCCUAAUAUUUCUCAGUCUGGAGUCCAUCCAGUCUGUCCUGGGCAGCCUACUGUUAACGGACCCUUUCCACCAAGCUCAAUUUCUUGCAGCAGUUCAGGAGUGUUGGUUAAUACAGACACUAUUUCAAUAGGCAAUAAUCAUGUAACAGGAAGUGGAAGUAAUGGAAAUGUGCCUUACCUGCAGCGAAACCCACCAAGUCUACCUCAUAACCGCACAAACCUGGCCAGCAAUGCAGAGGAGCCGUGGAAAAAACAACUUGCUAACUCCACUCAGGGGCUUCACAAAGGUCAGAGUUCACAUUUGGCAGGUCCUAAUAGUGAACGACCACUCUCUUCCACUGGGCCUUCCCAGCAUCUACAGACAGCUGGUACUGGUAUUCAAAAUCAGGUUGGACAUUCCAUGUCUAGCAAUUCAGUAACUCAAGGGGCUGCUCUCAAUCACCUCUCUUCUCACAUUGCUACCUCAGGUAGACAAGGCAUUACCUUAACCAAAGAGAGCAAGCCUUCAGGACACGUAACAUCAGUGCCUGAUUUAAACAGGCAUACUGGAGGGACUCCUAACAGCACUUCCAGCAGAGAGGGACUUUCUAAUCAUGUCCAUCAUUUGGUGGUAGAUGCUGUUUGUAGCCCUAGCCAUGGAGAAUCCAAGUCACCAGGUGUACUUAGUUCAGACAAUCCUCAGCUCUCUGCCUUGUUGAUGGGAAAAGACAGUAGCAAUGUUGGUUCUGGGACCUUGGACAGAAUUAAUAAUGUGCACCCAGCAGUUCAUAAAAAGACAGACAGCUCUCUUGCUUCAUCGCCUUCAUCAGCCAUUUCCACAGCAACCCCUUCACCCAAGUCUGUUGAACAAACUACCAUGAACAGUGUUAGCCUUAACAGCCCUUCAUUUAGAAUUGGACAUUCCUUUAAUGGAAAAGGGUUGGAGGAAUCCCAAAGCCCCAUGAAAAUUGACCCUCUUUUCAUUUGUAACAAACCAGGACCUUUACAUUUGCCUUCAUCUUCUGUGUCCAUUUAUCCUAGUUCUAUAGAAGUACUUAAAGCUUGCAGGAACCUAGGGAAAAAUGGCUUAUCUAACAGUAGCAUUAUAUUGGACAAGUGCCCACCACCGCGUUCACCUCCAACACCCUUUCCUGCCCUGCCAAAGGACAAAUUAAAUCCUCCGACUCCUAGUAUUUAUUUGGAGAAUAAGAGAGAUGCUUUCUUCCCACCCUUGCACCAGUUUUGUACAAAUCCCAACAACCCUGUCACAGUAAUACGUGGCCUUGCUGGAGCUCUUAAACUAGAUCUUGGACUCUUUUCUACAAAAACAUUGGUAGAGGCAAAUUGUGAACAUGAUGUUGAAGUGCGGACACAGUUGCUACAACCUGCAGAUGAAAACUGGGACCUUACUGGAACAAAGAAAGUAUGGCGUUGUGAAAGUAGUAAAUCUCACACUACAGUUGCCAAAUAUGCACAGUAUCAGGCUGCUUCGUUCCAAGAGUCAUUACGGGAAGAGAAUGAGAAGAAGAGUCAUCACAAGGACCAUUCAGAUAGUGAAUCCACAUCUUCAGAUAAUUGUGGUAGAAAAAAGAAAGUUCCUUUCAAAACAAUCAAGUUUGGGACUAAUAUUGACCUUUCCGAUGAUAAAAAGUGGAAAUUGCAGCUUCAUGAGCUAACUAAGCUACCAGCAUUUGCACGGGUGGUGUCAGCAGGAAAUUUACUGAGCCAUGUCGGGCACAUCAUUUUGGGGAUGAACACAGUUCAACUUUAUAUGAAGGUUCCAGGCUGCAGAACACCAGGCCAUCAAGAAAACAACAACUUUUGUUCUGUGAACAUAAAUAUUGGCCCUGGAGACUGCGAAUGGUUUGCGGUUCCUGAAGUUUACUGGGGAGUUAUGAAUGAGUUUUGUGAAAAGAACAGCAUUAAUUAUUUGAUGGGCUCGUGGUGGCCAAACCUUGAAGAUCUUUAUGAGGCAAAUGUCCCAGUGUAUCGGUUUAUUCAGCGUCCUGGGGAUCUGGUUUGGAUUAAUGCUGGCACAGUUCACUGGGUUCAGGCCAUCGGCUGGUGCAACAACAUUGCUUGGAAUGUUGGCCCUCUGACAGCUUACCAAUAUAAACUGGCAGUGGAGCGGUACGAAUGGAACAAGUUACAGUGUGUGAAGUCUAUUGUACCAAUGAUUCAUCUUUCAUGGAACUUGGCACGAAAUGUUAAGGUGUCGGACCCCAGGCUCUUUGAAAUGGUCAAAUAUUGCCUGUUGAGAACCUUAAAGCAUUGUCAGUCACUGAAGGAUGCCCUCAUCAGUGCAGGAAAAGAGAUUGUGUGGCAUGGGCGUACAAAAGAUGAACCUGCACAUUACUGUAACAUUUGUGAGGUGGAGGUCUUCAACCUACUUUUCGUCAGAAAUGAAGAUAACUCUCAAAAGGCAUAUGUAGUACAUUGUCAACACUGUGCUCAGAAGGCCAGUAUGAACGUGGAGAAUUUUGUGGUGCUAGAACAGUACAAAAUGGAGGACCUGAUACAAGUCUAUGACCAGUUUACAUUAGCUCCUCCAUUGCCUUCAUCAUCAUCUUGACAUUAUUUUUCCAUGGACAGUAAAAGGAGAACAUUUCUGAUAUUCAGGAAGUGACCCAAUUCUGCACCACUGAUAUUUUGUAGCUAUCCCAUGAGGCUGCUGGCUGAAAGCUGUGUGUCUAUGCAACCUUCCAAGUGCGGAGUGUCAACCAGCUGGACAGGAGAAAGCUGUGCUCCUUAUUCCAGAACUUAAUUUAAUAUAGCUGAUUCAGCUUUACUUUAAAAACAAUUUUAAAAAAAAAUUCCAUGUUUUGUAUAUAUGCUAUGGAACUGGCAACAACACAGACUACUGACUUGAAAACCGUCUUUUUUGUAUUUCUCUGUCUCUGGCUGAUAGAUUGGUUUUGUCUUUUAUUUUCCAUUCACUAUUUCCCUUAAAAUGAGUACUAGCAUAGCUUUUUUUUCUUUCUUUUUUUUUUUUCCUCUUCUCUCUUUCUGUUUUUUAACCGUAGUUAGGAAUGUUAAGUCUCUUGGGCAACAUUUUUUUUUGUAAUGUGAAAAGUUAGGUGAUAUAAUUUUUUUUUUUUUAUGUUUGUCUUUCUUUGAAACCAUGGUUACUUUUGGUUUCUUAGAUAAAAUGAACUUAACAGCCAAGUCACAAAGAUAAAUGGGUUGCACAUAGUCUAAAAUAAACUUCAGAUUUGUGAUUUUUUUUGUUUCUAAUCUUGAUGUAAAUUUACACUAUUUAUAAAUACAUAUUUAUUGCUUGAAAAUAUUUGUGGAUGGAAUGCUGUUAUUUUUUUCCAGAGUACCUGCCAUUGAAAUUUUAAGGAGUGGCUAUUUCAAACACUACUCCUAAUACGUUUUCUAUAUGUAAAUAAAACUACUUAGCAUUGUACAGAAACUUUUAUUAAAAUUGUUUAAUGUUUAAAGAGUUUUUUAUUGUUUGAGGCUUUAACAAAACUUUAUGUACAGUCACAGAAAUUUUAUGUACAUUGCCCAGCCCUGUGCUUGUCCAUUAUUAGCAAUGUUCUCUUACCUGAAUUUUUAUAUUAAAAAAUUGAAAAUUUAUCUCA
Messenger RNA from Protopterus annectens (West African lungfish), 5473 nucleotides. RefSeq names its product lysine demethylase 6A (gene KDM6A). Gene Ontology annotation, cellular component: MLL3/4 complex. Lineage: Eukaryota; Metazoa; Chordata; Ceratodontiformes; Protopteridae. The record is from RefSeq and is a predicted model, not a curated record. Gene Ontology annotation, biological process: heart development; regulation of gene expression. Gene Ontology annotation, molecular function: RNA polymerase II cis-regulatory region sequence-specific DNA binding; chromatin DNA binding; protein binding.